Molecule: messenger RNA, 3111 nt
Organism: Phycodurus eques (leafy seadragon)
Lineage: Eukaryota; Metazoa; Chordata; Actinopteri; Syngnathiformes; Syngnathidae
Gene: cnnm2b
Product: cyclin and CBS domain divalent metal cation transport mediator 2b
Exons: 8
Coding region: 139-2679 (846 amino acids)
Biological process (GO): transport; magnesium ion homeostasis
Cellular component (GO): plasma membrane
Molecular function (GO): magnesium ion transmembrane transporter activity
Source: RefSeq, a predicted model, not a curated record
UCGAACACGUAGUGGGAAAGAAGAGGUCCUGAUGCGCGAGUCACGGCAACCCUCGGCGGAGAUGAAGGCGGACUCCGACUGGUUCUGAUUUUUAAAAGUCCUUUUCAUUCAGCAGGUUGCUUGCCAACGGUUGUCAUUAUGGCAGAGCCGUUAUCCCCAGCACCCACCGCUGCAAAAAUGGCGUCAGUGAAUCGGGUCCGCGCGUUGACGUUCAUUUUCUUGACUGUCACUGGUUGUUUUGUCACCCCGACAAGUGGCAAGGAAGGGUCCGAGGAGACCGUCAUCAGUGGCCUCCGUCUGGAGGACACGGACGACAUUUCCUUCAUGGAUAAAGGCUACUUGCGGGUGAGUGAGCGCUCUCGGAUCAAAUUAAGAGUGUACGGGCAGAACAUCAACAACGAGACCUGGUCCAAAAUUGCCUUCACGGAGCACGAAAGGAGCCGGGCGGGGGCGAGCCUUGACAGCUCCUCGGGCGAUAACCACAGCCAAGAGGACUUGUCCGGCUUGCAUCCUUGUGGCAUUAGGACUUCAGAUAUCAUUAUAUUACCAAACAUUGUUGUGAACCGAAAGACGUCUGGAAUAGUUGAGAUAGAGGUGAAACCUCUGCGAAAGACGGAGAGGAGCAAAGCCUAUUACCUUUGCAUCGCCACCUCCGCACCUGCCGUGGCUGGAAUGCACGACCCAUGGACGGAGAUCACCUGGAUCUACCACGAUGGCGAAGACACCAGGGUGAUCGUAGUGGAGGAGAAAAAGUUCUUGCUGCCUUUCUGGCUCCAGGUCAUCUUCAUCUCAAUGCUGCUGUGUCUGUCUGGUAUGUUCAGCGGCUUGAACCUGGGGCUCAUGGCUCUGGACCCCAUGGAGCUCCAGAUAGUGCAGAAUUGUGGCACAGAAAGGGAGAAAAACUACGCCAAAAAGAUCGAACCAGUCAGAAGCCAAGGGAAUUAUUUACUUUGCUCGCUUCUGCUCGGUAAUGUGUUGGUGAACACAACGCUGACCAUUCUGCUGGAUGAUAUCGCCGGUUCAGGGUUGAUUGCCGUGGUCAUGUCUACCAUCGGAAUAGUGAUCUUUGGGGAAAUCGUGCCGCAGGCCAUAUGCUCCAGACAUGGCCUGGCUGUGGGUGCCAACACCAUUUUCCUGACUAAGUUCUUCAUGUUGCUCACCUUCCCUGCGUCAUACCCGGUGAGCAAACUGCUCGACCACCUGCUGGGGCAGGAGAUCGGAACAGUGUACAACCGGGAGAAGCUUCUGGAGAUGCUGCGUGUCACCGAUCCUUACAAUGACCUGGUCAAGGAGGAGCUCAACAUCAUCCAGGGUGCGCUGGAGUUGAGGACUAAGACCGUGGAAGUUGUGAUGACGCCUCUUCGAGAUUGCUUCAUGAUACCCGGGGAUGCCACCCUUGACUUCAACACCAUGUCAGAAAUCAUGAAGAGUGGAUACACGCGCAUUCCGGUCUUUGAGGGCGAGAGGUCCAACAUAGUGGACCUUCUCUUCGUCAAGGACCUGGCCUUUGUUGACCCGGAUGAUUGCACACCACUCAAAACCAUCACAAAGUUUUAUAGCCACCCGUUGCACUUUGUCUUCAAUGACACCAAGCUGGAUGCUAUGCUGGAAGAGUUUAAAAAAGGAAAAUCCCAUCUGGCCAUAGUUCAGAGGGUCAACAAUGAGGGUGAGGGAGACCCUUUCUACGAGGUUCUCGGUAUUGUCACCCUGGAGGACAUUAUUGAGGAAAUCAUCAAGUCAGAGAUCCUGGACGAGACAGACUUGUACACUGACAACAAGACGAAAAAGAAAAUCACCCAUCGUGACAGGAAGCAGGAUUUCUCGGCCUUCAAGCCUACCGACAAUGAAAUGAAGGUUAAAAUAUCACCUCAGCUUCUGCUGGCUACCCUGCGUUUCCUAGCAACAGAGGUAGACCUGUUCGCACCACCACAAAUGUCUGAAAAGAUUCUACUGCGCUUGUUGAAGCACCCAAAUGUCAUCCAGGAGCUGAAAUACGAUGAGAAGAGGAAGCGGGCGCCUGAGCACUACCUCUUCCACAGGAACAGACCUGUGGACUAUUUCAUCCUCAUUUUGCAGGGCAAAGUGGAAGUGGAGGCAGGCAAGGAGGGGAUGAAGUUUGAAGCAGGACCGUUCUCCUUCUACGGGAUGAUGGCUCUCACUGUCUCCCCAGUACCGCUGUCCCUUUCUCGAACAUUUGUCAAUAGGGCCGAUUCAUUAGCCGGAUCACCAGAGAAUAAAUCUCCACCACGGCCGUUUGGACUGAACCACUCAGACUCUCUGAACAGGAGUGAUCGAAUAGAUGCCAUCACUCCGACUUUGGGCAGCAGCAACAAUCAACUUAACUCCUUCUUGCAGAUCUACGUACCUGACUACUCUGUCAGAGCGUGCUCAGACCUGUAUUUUAUAAAGGUAACGCGGCAGCAGUACCAGAACGCUGUGAUGGCGUCGCGCAUGGACAAGACGCCGCAGUCCACGGACAGCGAGUUCACCAAGAUCGAGCUGACGCCGAAUGAACUCCGCGAUGGUGUGGAGACCCCCACCGUAGUCACCAGCACAGCCACCACCGCGCCAGCUGUGACUGUAGCUUUGGCCAAUGAGACGUCCCACCUUCUCAACCAGCAGCACAAUUGCGUGGGCAUGAGCAGGAGCAACCACAGCGCGCACGAGGGGCCCAUCUAGCCCCCCACCCAGCACGGCGGAGACCCAGACCCUCCACCUUCCUGUCUGACGGACACACGGUGCAGCGGUGGAGCUAGAGAUGAGGGAACAUGAGGGAGCGUGGGCGGGCGGAGUGAGGAUGCUGCACCCACUCAGUCAGUUAGUAAAGCCCCCCGAUGGAGGGGCGGUGGGGGGAGGUGGGUGCUGAACACCGCCCACUUGUCAGCAGUCCUGCUCUACUACACCUUCUUAAGAUGGUGCUGUGACUGAGCUUCCUUUUGGGACAAUUUGACACUUUCAUAGCGGUAACUUGGACAAGAGGACAACAGACUGCAUGCAAACCUGCCCCUACCCCGUCCUGUGCUACCAAGCACACACACACACACACACACACACACUCACUAAAAGUCACUGUCAUUUCCACUCAGGCCAAAGACCUUGGUCCCCCCCGCC